Hipposideros armiger (great roundleaf bat) is the source of this 1247-nucleotide messenger RNA. RefSeq names its product centromere protein A (gene CENPA). The transcript has 5 exons. Lineage: Eukaryota; Metazoa; Chordata; Mammalia; Chiroptera; Hipposideridae. The record is from RefSeq and is a predicted model, not a curated record. Gene Ontology annotation, molecular function: DNA binding; structural constituent of chromatin; protein heterodimerization activity. Gene Ontology annotation, cellular component: nucleosome. Bases 120 to 539 code for a protein of 139 amino acids.
AGCCGCCCGGCUGGCACACGUGGCUAGGGCACUCCUAAGCCUACCGCAGACGCCAGCCUUUACCCUCGAAUCCUGAAGGCGGAGAAGAAACCGCGGGGCCGAGACCUUCCUCGCCUUCCAUGGACCCGCCCCGUCGGAGCCGCAAGCCCCAAACCCCUAAGAGGCGCACUGCAAGCCCGACCCCCAGCCCCCGCCGGCGGGGCGCCCCCGCAGGCCCUUCCUUCCGUCGUCGAUCUCGUCACCGGAGAAGUCUGGUCCUGAAGGAGAUCCGAAAUCUUCAGAAGAGCACACACCUUUUGUUAAGGAAGGCCCCUUUCAGCCGCCUGGCAAGAGAAAUAUGUGUUAAAUUCACUCGUGGUGUGGACUUCAGUUGGCAAGCCCAGGCCCUGAUGGCCCUACAAGAGGCCGCAGAAGCAUUUCUAAUUCAUCUCUUUGAGGACGCCUAUCUCCUCUCCCUCCAUGCUGGCCGAGUUACUCUCUUCCCGAAGGAUGUGCAGCUGGCCAGGAGGAUCCGAGGCAUUGAGGAAGGGCUUGGCUGAGAUGCCACCAGUCCCCGGAUGAUACCAGGGACUCUGUCCGGAGCUGGGGCCAGAUCCGUGGAGUCCAAGGUGCGGCCUGGACUUGCUGUCCAUGAGUAGAGCGUGCGUGUUGAUUUUGUAAUUGACUUUUUUAAGAAGGAGCAGACUGCAUGGCUUUCCUUUGCAACAGAGGCAAUAUAGAAGAAAAUCAACAUGGUUCCAGAGGCCUGAGAAUUCUUUUCAAAUAAAGAGACUCCAAGGUUGACUUCAGUUUGUAAAUAAUUCAUAUGACUGCUUGGUGAUUCUGAAGACAUCUAAUGUGUUGCGUUACGGCAGAAAAGGAUAUUUGCUUGUUAUUUUAGAUCUUUCUGUACCAUUUUAAUUUUUUACCAUAUGUAUAUUUACUUCUAUUUAUAACAUAAGGGGAAAAAUAAGAGAAGACCACUUCGGUCAGUUGUAUCGAAGAGCCUGACACAUUUAAGCAUACACAUCUCUGUUCUUCAGCUUAAUCUUAGUGAUAGCAGCAAGUGCUUAUGUGGACUGUGCCUGUCAACAAAUUAUAGCUUCUCCAAAAUCUAAGUUGGGGUUAAAAUUGAAAAUUUUAAGGUUUGAUGUCCCUGUUCUUCCAAGUAAAUAUCUAUCAAAAUCAUUCUAACUUAAAAGAAUUAUAUUAUUUGUAAAUCACAGAAGAUGUAUCAUAGUUUAUACUUUUGAAUUUUUCAAUUCAGA